Musa acuminata AAA Group (dessert banana) is the source of this 2665-nucleotide messenger RNA. Its product is annotated as WEB family protein At5g16730, chloroplastic-like. Bases 253 to 2469 code for a protein of 738 amino acids. Lineage: Eukaryota; Viridiplantae; Streptophyta; Magnoliopsida; Zingiberales; Musaceae. The record is from RefSeq and is a predicted model, not a curated record. Gene Ontology annotation, biological process: reciprocal meiotic recombination. The transcript is spliced from 3 exons.
GCUCAUGAACACAGUCAUGGUGGAGUUACAAAGCCAGCUACCUUUUGACCCUUCCCUCAAACCAAGAACUUGUCCUGACGUCAACUGAAAUAAUUGCUCUUUCCACACUGUUCUUCCAUCUACCUUCUUCUUCUUCUUCUCCUCCUCCUUCUCUUCCCCUGUCUUCUGGAAUUACUACUGCCCAACUUUUCCUCCCCUUUCCCAAACCCUUCUCCCUCCUCUCAGACUGCAAGUCACUCUCCAAGGUCAACAAUGCUGCCCUCCAAACCCAAAUCCGCCAUAUUUGAAGCUUCCAACAAUAAGAACACACAAGGAGCACUUAAGGUUAGCAGAACAAGCAGAACUGGAUCUACCAAGCCGGACGCUGGAUCCACUUCUCCCAUGGCGAAGCAACCUUCUCCCAUGUCAAAACCGCGUGUCUCUGUUGAUCGGUCUCCGAGAUCAGCUGAAUCGAAGACUGCAAACAAGAACAGCACUACUCCUGACAAACUUCCGCGGGCAGCCAAGGCGUUGGAGAUGCAGGAGAAGUUGCAUGCGGUGGAGAAGGACCUGAAGAAAGCAAGGGACCAGUUGGCUUCUGUCGAGCUAGAAAAGAUCAAAGCUGUCGAGGAACUGAAUGAGGCGAAGCAGCAACUCCAGCAAGCUACUGAGGCGCAGAGGAGGGCUGAGGAGAGCUUGGGGAUGGAGAAGCUCCGGGCCAGCGAGCUGGAGAAGUCAGGCAAACAUGCUUCCUUGAAGAGGGAGGAGGAACUUCAGAGGGAAAUCGAAGGACUUCGGAGCCGACAAACUCUUGAUGCUUCUGCAAUGAGUUCCAUGGCGCAAGAACUCGAGAGGAUCAAAGCAGAGCUUGUUGAUGCCACCAAUGCGAGAGAGCUCGCAUUGACCCAAGCUGAUGACGCAAAGAGAACCGCUGAGCUCUUGUCCGUGGAAGUCGGCCGAUUAAAGGCUUCACACGACUCCAAGCUGGAUGACGCAAGCAAGGAAGCGACAGAGAUGAUCCAAAAGAUGGAUGCCGAGGUAAGUGCUAUGCAACUCGAACUCGGAAGAGCAAAGGCAGCUGAAGAGAAGCUGGCUCAGAUGGAAGCACUGGUCGAGAAGCUUCAGAUCGAGGUGGCUGAUGCUAGGAAGGGCAAGUCAGAUGCAUCCGAGCUGGUCGACGAGUGGAGGAAGAAGACAGAGAUGCUGAAGGCUGAUCUGGAAGAAGCAUACCAGUCAGAGAAAUCUGCGUCAGAUUCCCUGGCGGCCAUGAUGGUACAACUGGAAGAGAGCAAGUCUCUCUUCGAGGACGCCGAAUCCGAGAUAUCGACUCUCCGAGGGAAGAUAAAGUCACUGGGGAUCGAGGUGGCGAAGCAGAAGACCGACCUCGAGGAAUCAGAUCGGCAGCUCGAUUCAGCGCAACAAGACGCAGUCAACAUUGGGAAGACGGUGGAGCUACUGAAAUUGGAGCUUCAGACUCUGGAGGAGGAGAAGCUGCAGGCAGUAAACAGGGAAAAGGUUGCUGCUGCGAAAUCUGAGAGCCUGACGGAGGAGAACGACAAACUCAUCAAUGAGCUCAAGAUAAGCAAAGACGAAGGGGAAAAGGCCAGCAAGGCAAUGGAAGGAUUAGCUUCGGCACUGCAAGCCCUCUCCAGAGAAGCCCGAGAUAAGGAAGAAAGGCUUCUGAGAACAGAGGCCGAGGUUGAAGAAGCUCAAGCGGAGAUAGAGCAACUCAACAUAGCUCUCAGAAACACCGAAGAGAGGUACGAGGUGAUGCUCGACGAGGCGCGAUACGAUAUCGUUUGCCUCAAAAAAAUAGUCGAAAGAUUCGAAGCCGAAGCGAGCAAAUCAAGCAGUGAGUGGGCUGCAAAGGAGCUGAACUUUGCCAACACCAUCAAAGAGUUGGAAGAAGAAAUUGCUGCCAUGAAGGUUGAGAUGGCAAGAAUGGUGGAGUUGCAGAAAGCCGCUGAGCAGGCAACACAGGAAGCCAAGGCAGACGCAGCUGAGACGAUGACUAAGCUAAGACAAACGGAGACCGGCGCGAUGUGCGCUUACGGAGCAGCAGAGGAGUCAAAGCACGAGAGUUUGCGUUUGAGGGAAGCAUUGUUGGACAAGGAAACGGAGCUGCAGAGCAUCGCGCAAGAGAACGACGACCUCCGCGGGCAGGAAGCAGCGGCACUGCAGAAGGCCUCUGUCUUGCUCACACAGGCCACGGCCAAGAAGGUGGAAGGCCAGCAUCUGAAAGGCAACGAGGAGGACGAUGUGGCAUCGGAGAGGGAUCACGAGGAGGAAUCGAUCGACGACGACGACGAUGAUGAUGAAGACAUGGGAUCGAAUACGGAUGGCAGCAGCAUCAAUCUGACGGAUGGAACCAAUGGGAGCACCGAUGAUGGGACUGCUUCCUCGCCCGCCAAGCAGCAGCAGCAGCAGCAACAGAGGAAGAAGGCAUUGCUGCACAAGUUUGGGAACCUUCUGAAGAACAAGAACUUUUAGUCGGCUUUCUACGUUGUUUGGUGUUAUUAUUCUUUAUGGGAUGUGCAUUUGGAAGAGUGGAUGUGGUGUUACAGCUUUUGAUGCUUGUAUUUGUCCUAUUAAAGCCUUGUCUUGGAUUCUACCAAAGCAGCGUAUUUAGCACUCUCCUGUUGGCGACUCCGGCCCGAACCGGCUGUCUCAACCGAGAAACUGGAAA